Messenger RNA from Dichotomopilus funicola, 450 nucleotides. RefSeq lists its product as uncharacterized. Lineage: Eukaryota; Fungi; Ascomycota; Sordariomycetes; Sordariales; Chaetomiaceae. The transcript is spliced from 2 exons. Bases 1 to 450 code for a protein of 149 amino acids. The record is from RefSeq and is a predicted model, not a curated record.
AUGGACACCCGACCCGAUUCACGACCAUGCUCUCCACGCUCUCAGCACACUUCCUCGUCAUUUACAUCAACCUCAUCAACACCACCACCGCCAACCCACCCGCUCACAACUUCCAACCUCUCCAGCCUCAACAGCAGCCUCAACUCCCUGGACAACAAAUCCCUAGUCUCGCCUCCUUCUAACAACACUCACGACCUCAUCCUCUCAUCCCUCACUGCAACAAUGUCCAACAACUCCUCCUCCUCCAACCGCAACUGGAACGACCUUCUCAAGCACGGUUCCGCCCUCGGCAUCCUCAAGCCCGACGUAGCUUUCCCCCCUUACGGCGGCAGCACGACAAGUGGAACGGGGGCUAGCGGUGGAAGUGGAAGUGGAAGUGCAAGUGCUUCUGGGUCGGGGGGACAGAGUGGGAGUUCGUAUCCUGCUGGGGGGCAAACUUCGCGGAAAUGA